GUCGACUGCUCCCCAACUCUCUUCUCUUGAUUUCCUCCACUAUGGGUGGAAGGUUUGAAUCCUGGAGGUGGGGGGGGGGUGUCUCCGUUUGGAGUUUGGGAAACUGUGAGGUGAUUUUGAGGGGCAAUGGUUUGUUUGGGGUGUAUAACUGUGUUUCAAACUGUGUGACGUGUAUAAUUUGUGUGCUAUGCUCGACUUGAAGAAAUUUCUACAGAUAGGAAGUUAGAUAGCUAGAGUCAUAGCUUUCCCUGGGCCUGGGCUGAGAAGCGUGCGUGAGGUCCCGGUGCUGGACGUUCGGGCUGGCGACUCAUCUGUGUCCCAUUGCCCGCUCACGCUCCGCCGCCGCCUCCGCCCCCUCCCCUGGACAAAUCUCCACCCCAAACUCCAGGCGGGAGGAUUGUGGAGAUGAUGUGGUUUGGAGGAUGGUGUCUUUGCAUCCCGAAGUAGAUAGAUAGGUGGGAAAAGAAAAGUGUUUCUUAAUAUUUUAUUCCGGAACCGUGUUUUGGUUACACUAUUGGGGCUACUUUGAAAGGCGUCCUCCACCCACCUUCACCCCAAAACAAAUGCUAAAUAACGCUGAUCAUCUCUGGAAAGGAUAUUGAUCCGCCUCAUGUAAAGUAUGCUCAGUUCCUUUCCAGUGGUUUUGCUGGAAACCAUGUCUCACUAUACAGAUGAACCCAGAUUUACCAUAGAGCAGAUAGAUCUGCUUCAGCGCCUUCGGCGUACUGGAAUGACUAAACAUGAAAUUCUCCAUGCCUUGGAAACUUUGGACCGUCUUGAUCAAGAGCAUAGUGACAAAUUUGGAAGAAGGUCCAGCUAUGGAGGAAGUUCAUAUGGGAACAGUACCAACAAUGUCCCAGCAUCUUCCUCUACGGCUACAGCUUCAACGCAGACCCAGCAUUCGGGAAUGUCCCCAUCACCUAGCAACAGUUAUGAUACCUCCCCACAGCCUUGCACUACCAAUCAGAAUGGGAGAGAGAAUAAUGAGCGAUUGUCCACAUCCAAUGGAAAGAUGUCGCCAACUCGCUACCAUGCAAACAGCAUGGGUCAGAGGUCAUACAGUUUUGAAGCCUCAGAAGAGGACCUAGAUGUAGAUGAUAAAGUGGAGGAAUUAAUGAGGAGGGACAGCAGUGUGAUAAAAGAGGAAAUCAAAGCCUUUCUUGCCAAUCGGAGGAUUUCCCAAGCAGUUGUUGCACAGGUAACAGGUAUCAGUCAGAGCCGCAUCUCUCAUUGGCUGUUGCAGCAGGGAUCAGACCUGAGUGAACAGAAGAAAAGAGCAUUUUACCGAUGGUAUCAACUUGAGAAGACAAACCCUGGGGCUACACUAAGUAUGAGACCAGCCCCUAUUCCAAUAGAGGACCCUGAAUGGAGACAAACACCUCCCCCAGUCUCUGCUACAUCUGGGACCUUCCGACUAAGACGAGGGAGUCGAUUUACCUGGAGAAAGGAGUGCUUGGCUGUGAUGGAAAGUUACUUCAAUGAGAAUCAAUACCCAGAUGAAGCAAAGAGAGAAGAAAUUGCUAAUGCUUGCAAUGCAGUUAUACAGAAGCCAGGCAAAAAACUGUCAGAUCUGGAACGAGUUACCUCCCUGAAAGUGUAUAACUGGUUUGCUAACAGGCGGAAGGAGAUCAAGAGGAGAGCCAAUAUCGAAGCAGCAAUCCUGGAGAGUCAUGGGAUCGAUGUACAGAGCCCAGGAGGCCAUUCCAACAGUGACGACGUCGACGGGAACGACUAUUCCGAGCAGGAUGACAGCACGAGCCAUAGUGACCACCAAGACCCCAUCUCAUUAGCUGUGGAAAUGGCAGCAGUCAACCACACUAUCUUGGCAUUGGCCCGACAAGGAGCCAACGAAAUCAAGACAGAGGCCCUGGACGAUGACUGAUCAGGGAGGUUAAACACGACAAGUUAACUUAGUUUAGAUGUAGCACCUUAGCAGACUUUCCUCGGUCCUUAACAUGUGUUCUUACAGUAUAACUUGCAGUUUCUUGUAUGUCAGGUAUCCGUUAGGGUCUUGUUCUGUGAAGAUGGCAUGGUGCCCUCAGCCUUUGCAUAUACUCUCUCAGUAUUAAUUCCCAGUAAAUAAUAACCAACCAACCAACCUUCCCCCUCCCAGCCCCUGAGGCUAGAAAAUCUUGCUGCUCCGUCUUAGCAUUCCAAGAAAGUGCUUCCAGGUAUUUAGAUAGCCCUCAGUUCUCAGAUAUUAGGCUACGUGUAAAAUCUUGGGUACCUUAGAUUCAUGUAACACUAGUCUGUACCCUGUUUUCCUUCCCCAAGACUGAUAGGAUGCAAGCUGAGGUAGUGUCGCAGGAAUGACAGACACCGUGUGGGGAGUCUCUACAGAGUCAAAGGAACACUAGAAUCCCCACCUCAGCGUGAGGAUAAUUGAUUUCCAGCUGCAAUAAGCCGUGCCUCCUUAUAGUCACACUGUGGCUAGAUUACACUUCUCUGGGUGCUGUGCUAAGAAUGUCAAUGGAAAAACUCGAUCUCAGAUUUUGGUGGUGGUUAACAUGCCUGACAGACAUCCUUUCCUCUCACAAGCUGUGUGACUUAGUAGAUAAAAAUACUGCCUUCUGCCUUUGGGACCAUAAUUAAAAACAAAACAAAAAAAGACAAAAAAACAAAAGUUAAAAAAAAAUAACCCAGCUUGAGAGCAUUGGAAAAAAAACAUGAGCUGAAUGUCUAAUGGAUGCUCGGUCCAGGUCUCAGAACCACUGCACAUCCGCGGCACAGGCGCCGGUGCCGGUCUGGAGGUCGUCAUGGAAGUUGCUUUGCCUCCUGUUGGUGCCCCUUUUCCCUGCUACCAAAAAUGGUCUUUCAAGGAUGGAGAUAAGGUCAAAAAUAAGCAAAAUAACUUACAGGCUUUUAUCCAUUAACUGAAGCCCCCUCCCUCUGAGAGGUUGAUAGAGGACUUUGUGGUGGGAUUGUGCUGUCACUGAUGCAAACACUUGCCCGAAUAGGAGCAGGACAAAGCAGGGGACAUGUACCACUUACGCUGUGGCUGUGUGAGGUACAACAGGACGUGACUGCUUUGGUGUUCUCUUUACUCUGUCCUUGUAGAGGUGUGAAAAGCUGUAUUGCUACAGGCAAUUUACUUAAUAAUUGGAAGCCAUAUUGAUAAUGGAUGUGGUAAUAUUUGUAAAGUUUAAUCUACUUUAAGCGGCAGUAACUAAUGGAAUUUUUUUCCUUGAUCACAUAUAUGUAGCACUUUUGUUACUUUUUAAAGAUAUUUAUAUUUGAUAAAUCUUUUUUUCAUUUUGAGAACUCAGAAUACCAAACAGUGAACCUGCGUUAUAAAGUCACCCUGUGAUCACCUUGUCAUCUAGUAGCAAGGAUGAUGAACUAUUCAUGCAUCAAAGAAAAUUACAUCUGCUGGCCUUGUAUGAAAAUGAUCUCUUGGCAUCCCGAUUAAAUGACACACUGUCACUGUGGGUAAGAGGAAACAGCCUUCACUGUAGCAGCGUAUGGUGCGUCUGAAAGAGGCACGACUGCUGUGUAUCUUCUGCCUCAUUCCAUCUGUGUGUGUGUAAUGAAGCCUUGUUUGAAGGGGAACCUGGGAAACAGGGCUUCUGUCUUUCUGUCCAUUACCUGAAAACAAUUACUAAGAUAGAAGGUGCCAUUUUCUUACCUCUUCACCCUUCCUCUUCCACCAAAUGUAUUCAACUUAAAACUGUAGAGAGAGAGACUUACUGACCUUCCUUGAUUUCCCCUUUCUCAUUCGUGACAUAUUGAAUAUCCGCUGGUUUCUCCACGUAAGGCACACACUGACGACAUCAUCUUCUUAUCUGUUAAUCCUGCUUAUGUAAGUGUGAGGAAAAGUCUUUGAGAGGGCAUGAAAGUGCCACCUCAUAUAUGUCUGUGACUUUAAAGAGCGAUAUGCAGGGCAUGGUCCUGCUCUUAUCCAUGGAUUUCAGGAGGAAGAAAAAUGUAUGUAACUUUUUCCAGCUUCUAAGAAUUGAAGUAAAACAGAGCAUCUUCUCUGUUUUGCUGUUUUACUUGAACCAACAAAAAAAUUCAAGAGUAGCAUUUGUUAUUCUCAGGAAUAACCCCACCCUCCCCCUGCUCAUAUUCCUUCUUGGUUUAUUUGACUUAUUUCAGUUAGGAGAUUGUGAUACCUUUCUUUCAUUUUACUUAGAAGAAAUAUAACAUUUUGUCUUUCCAUUUUGGUAGAAUUUUGUCUGGCUUAUUCUUGGUUGAAUCAGAAUAAGGAGAGAAAAAAUACACUCUCUGACAAGCCACAUCCAUGAUUUAUUGUAAGGAGAUUAUUAUAAUUGAUAGCUUCUUUAUGGCGGGAUUGCUACUAUCAUUUGUUCUUGCUGGUCUUUUUAAAGGAACAGAUUCAAACUGUGAAGACAGCUGCCGUUUCUAAAGAAAUACAGUGAUUGCCAUAGAAGAGCUAACGGGUUUCAUUGUUUUAAGACCUUUGUGGAGGAAAAAAGGCUUCAGAGAACAAAGGGAGUUCACAUCCUUGACGGGCAGUACCAGGGCCGAUCUGGCAACUGGUGAAACUGAAAGACCAUUUGCACCAACAGAGGACAGCCUCGUGCUGAACUCAGUGUGCACAGGAGGAAAGAGUCUUGCACCCAUAGCCCUUGUCGUCUGGGAAGACUGCUGGCCUGAAGACCCGCUGCCUUACAUAUAACUUCCUUUUCACCAAGAGUAAGACUUGACUUCCCUUGGGUCUAGAUUUAAAUCUACCAUUGGUUUUCCGUUUGUCACCAGGGCCAAUUCUGCUAUCUUGUCCAGGCCGCCUUAGUUCUUAUACCGGCAAAUGGAACUGCCACUGUUUCAUUUCUGAUACCUUUGGAUAGUAAACUUCUUUCUUAAGCUUUUUCAGGUUUAGAGAUAGUAUUAAAAUAGAACUGCUAAGCUGCUCUGUCACUGAAGGGAAAGAGCCAGGCUCCUUAAACUCGCCCGCCGUGCUUGCUGGUUGUUCUGUCCCUCUCCUCUCAGUCCAUUCUGAGGGCUCUGUCGGGCUCUUUCUUCUUGGUUGAGGAAGACUUUUAAACAUCUUUUAAAAGUGUGGUGGGGGGAACUUGCCAACAGAUAUUCAUGUAACUUGUUUAUUUUUUUAAAGACAUUGUAAUUGAAUUCCUGUGGUCGGUUGGGUAAGCUUCCCACCCUUUUAAAAACAUCUUGCAUAGGGAACUUUUAAAGACGGAUCAUCUUAACGAGAUGUCCGCCAGUCUGCUGACAAUCCUAACAUCAAGUGGCAGCAGGGGAGGGCAGUGCAGUGUGUUCUUAUCUGUACUUUCUAGUGCUAUUCAGUACCAGGUAGACAUUUUGUUAUUUCAGCAAAGUCUGUAUUGUUAGAGUGCCCCUUAAGGCAGUUUUCUGCACAGUCCCAAUCCUGUAAGUGGUUGAUAAGUACAGUUACCUCCCUGUGGACACUAGCCAUUCUAUGGGACACCCCCCAACACAUACAUUCCCAUGGCCCUUCACAGGAAGGAAUGUGGGGCAGGGAGGCACAGAUGAUGACACCACCACCACCACCGCUACCUUUCAUCCCAGCUCAGAUGUGACCACCUAAAAAGACAUGAAGAAAAUCAUUAGGACCGAAGUAUACAAAUCUAGUAUAAAUCUACUUCCUGGUAGAGUUAUGUUGACAGUUACGUGAUCAACAGCACCUAUGUUAAGUCCAGAUUUCCAGUUAUAUUUUUACCUCAAAGGGAUAACUAUGAAGAAUUCACAGUUGUUUCAUUUCUCCAUUUGGCCUUUAAGAAAUGUUGGCUUUAGAAACUUCUCUUUUGGAUACCGUCAGGCACCAGAUAUACAUACUUAAUCAGGAAAUCUCCAGCCUUGUCCUCUGUCAUUUUCCUCUAUCCUUGUCUUGAGUGGAUUUCUUUGCUGGAAUUUUUUUAUAACGUGACAGCAGGCAGUAGCUGGGUGUGGUUCAUCUCGUGACACAAACACUCCUUCCUGUCUUGACCAGCUACAUAUUCCACUGACCAGCUAUAUUAUCUGUGCCCACAACCGUGGAAAAUAAUCCCUUUUUCACAAGUGAUUCUCCCACCCCAUCCUAAAAAUGUGAACUUCAAGUCCUUACUCUCUUUGAUCUUAAGGGUUUGGUUAGAAGCAGUCUUCCUGUCUAACUCAUGGCUCUGCCUUUUUAAAUUGCUUUUUGUCUUUUGUUGUUCAACAACAACCAGAGUAUUUUCUCCCCAGUGAGUCUCAACAGAUUCUUAGGCAAUAAUUUUCCUUAUUCUUGAUGAUCUUAUAAGGCCUGACCCUCCACAUUAUACGUUGGUUUCUGUGUUAAUCUCUGUGACUUAAAUCUUAUGUCAGAGUGGUGAUAGAUUUUGUCAUUUUGUUGUUGUGAUUAUUGGUAAUGUUUUACUACUGUAUUCACUCGGGCUGUGUUGAGACCAGCCAAAUCCAUUUAUAGCUUUACUGAGCCAGAUUUAUUUUUCAAGAUUUCCCAAUUGAAAGUUGGGCACAUUGUCUUUCAGAGGGUGGGAGUGUGCAGUAGGUUUUGCACUGCGGCAGGGGUGGGAAUUACACGUAUAAGCAUUCCCCUUUUUUGUGCUCUUUUAAAUAGCAAGGAAGUUUACUCAGGAUUUGGGGAUCAGUUGUCAGCCAUAUUUAAUUUGGCAAACUGAGCUCCAUGCCCUGAAAUCCCUCGUUUCUCCACUUACGUCACCAGGAAUAACUGCGUUGUCCAGUGUGAAGGUAUCGCCGCCUGAUGAGAGUAGGAGGCAACUGUGAAUGGCCAGGUUAUCUCUGAGGGUUUCAUGGUAGCUUGCUGUCGAAGCAGGGCCCUUUCUUCUGUAAUGUGGUCUCCUACAUCUUGCACUCUUGGUUUCAAAGAUGACUAUCACUUAAGUAGAGCGAUUUCCUUACCGCUCUCAAGAGAACUACCAUACUAAGUUGGUAAAGGCUUUUGGGACACAAGUCAGUUUUCUGACUACAGAAACUCCUGUGUCACAGACAGGUAUGUGUGAGUAAGGCUGUUCUUAAUUCUCUUUAUGUACAGACUGAAGUGAUGAGCCGCUGCUCUUGACAGGCCAGUGGCUGACUCACUUAUCUCUGAAAUGCAACUUUGUUCAUAUCUACAUUCCUUCAGAACCUGGAAGUUUGUAAACUGAAAAGUUUCCAUAUUAGCUUCAUUAUUCUUUCUUGGCAGGGAUGAGAGCGAGCAGCAAAAUGAAAGCGAACGGUCCAACAAAUCUGCUCUCCUAUAACACUAGUUUGCCUUUGUGAUCGAGAAGUGAAGAGAGUGAGGGAAAUUGGCCACAUGCCCCUUCUUACCUCACUGACUUAGUAGGUGCCUUGGAAUGACAAACACAUGUAUCUCUGAACUUCUUUAUCAUUCUUCCUAUCACAUUGGGGCAGAACUAGUUGAUCCAUUCAAGUGAAAUCUGACUAGUAUUUUCACACCACUUGACAGUUUACCACAUGCACGUUGCACACCCAUUAUCUCACUGGCCAGCGCUCUGAUGACACACAGGAGGAUACAUCUGCAAGGGAGCCUGCCUUUCUCCUCUCCUGAUGCCCCUUUUACAAGGCAGGUUUUAGGAUUGAUUGGCCCCAUUCGAGGUCCAAGCCCCUCGGGGCUGUAGGCAGCGUGUGCACACAGCUCAGCUCACACUUGAGCAGUCUUAGGAUGCUAGCUCCCUUGACUCCAUUUUCAUUUUCCUUUAAAUAAGAGUGGCUCUAUACAGCCGUAAUUACCUCUCAGAUUCACAUUGGUGUGCAGCGAUCAAACGAAGGUUUGGCUGAAUCUUUUCAAAUUGUAACCAUGGUAAUUGAGGGGGGUGGCAUAGAAUGAAUAUAUAAAAAUAUAAUGGCAAUUGUUCUGAAUGACUGAGUGUCCUCCUGACAUGUAAUUAGCUGUUUUAGCAGGAUGCAGAUUGGCAUGGUCAUAAUUAAAAGGAUUUCUGUCCUUUAUGUGAUUAGAAAUGGCAGAGCUCCCCUCCCCUGUUCCCUUUUAGCACUAAUGCUCUCGAGAACAUUUGGAACAGCAACUCGGUAAACUAAAAUAAUGACAUGGUACUCAUGUUCUCCCUUAAGUGAAAGAGAAGGAUUUGGAGUUAUUUCAGCUUCAAAAUGGAAGCCUUUGAUUAUUGUUCCCAUUUGACUUCUAAAUUAUUUGAGACUUCACUCACAUCCUGUUUCUACCUGCUCCACCUCCACAGUCAGAAUCCCAAACCUCUGACAGGCCUCUUGGUCACUCCGUCCCAUGGCCAGUCAGCUCGGAGACCUUGUUGGCCUAACCUGAGGACAUCUGCAUCGCCAUCAGAAAGUAUUUACUGGACAGGAGUUUUCAGAGUUGAACAGGGUUUUCCUCACUGAAUCCCAAGAUGCAGACCACAGCACAACAGGAACACACCCUGGCUGCCCGGUGGGACGCUCUCCCUGCCGAAGAUGCCAAGACGUCAUAGCUGCCUCCCCUGGAAGAGCCCACAGCCUUCUCUGACCUCCUCACGGGCUCGCCCUCCCUUCCACGGCCAUGGUCACGUUGGAUAUGCAGUACCUGUCAAGGAUAAAUUUUUAUUUAUGUUUUUUAAGUGCCUAAGCAAGUUACAGACCUCUGGAACCUGCCAGAGAGUCGGCCUGUGCCCUGUCCCGUCCCUCCCCGCCCUGCACUCGGCUCUCCGGGGAGGGCACAGGGUGGCUGCUCCUCUCCAGUGUCCCUGGCGUUCUGCAGGCAGAACCACCGCGAGGGCAGGCAAGCGGGGGGAUCUCUUCACGGCCACUUCAGGCUGGCUUUGUCACUGUUUUCCAGUGUUUCUUUUUUUAGAGGUGUUUCUGUUUAUGUGGAUAUGGUCUUGGUUCAUAGAGAAGUUUAAGAGUCUCUUUAGCUACAUCUCAGUGGCUACUGAGUGAAACAGGAGAGCGAGACAGCCUCACAGCAGCAUUCUGUCUCUUGUCAGCAGUGGGAAACGUGUCCAGGCCAAGAGGACAAAGCAUCAAGUAAUCACAGCUAACAAACGUGCUGAUUCACUCGAGAUCGUGAGUCGCUGGAGCCUGGCUGCGUGCUGCGUCCUCUCCCCCUAGAUUGGAGGGAACAGGGUGUCCGCUCACAAGGGCUCUCAUCAGUAGGGUGUUAAGAUCAAAAGUGUGUCUUUAAAAAUGAAUGUGAGAGUUAUUUGUUUGCUUCUUUUUAAAAGUAACUUAAGUCUGACCUAAAUAUGGGGCCUUUAUUACGUGGUGGGUGUGGGGCAGAUUGUUUUGGGACUGCACUCUGUUCCAGUCACAUCGCUAAGCGGCACUCAGAUGAUUUGCUGGUGCGUUAAAAGGUUUUGCAAAAUGGAACAAUCCAAACCCAGGCACUUUAUUUUCAUUAAUGAUCCAGCAUUUUUGUUCAGACAAUGUAGUGACCCAAACACCGGGUGUUCACAUCUGACACGUGGGCAGACUUGCCAACAGAAUUCUGAAUUCUGACUUGGGUAGAGCGGGGAGGCACGUACGUACUGCUGUGGUGACAACGCAAACCAGGCUUUUCCGGAGCACGUAACCCCCACUGGACUGUGGCGGUGCCUCGUCACUCAGUUCCCAGAUGCUCUUUGUCACAGGCUCCCCCAAGUGUCCCGUCGUUGCCCUGGUUGUCACUGAAAAGAACGUAAGCGCGGGCAGGGGGCUGCAGUGAGGUGCAGCCCAGGCAGUGGGAAGGGCCCAGUCUCUUCCGCACCCUGGCAAGAGCGAGGUGCUGGGGGUGCCGUUUCUGAACCAUGUGGUCACUGCAGGAUGGGAAAUGGCUGGCGCAGCAGGAGCUAAGGUGGGAAGCAAGUUUAGCCGUCGGGUAGGUCAGACACCAUGGACCAGAUAGAUGCCUUGGGAUUGCCUCAAGUAUUUAGCAUCCACCAAAUAGUCGCGUCUCCAAGACAGGCUGUGCGGGACCCCUGCCAGACGGGCUUGGGGGCAGAGAGCCCCUCCCUGCCGUGGCUGUCGUGUGUCUUAGUCUUUGUGUUUCCCUUUGGCGUCUCCUCUGGUCUCUGUCCCCCAUCCUGUGCACCAUGUGUCCCUGAGGGCGAGUCACACCUGUGUCUGAGUCUGCUGUAAGGUGUUCAGUCUACCUCAAGGGGUCAUCAUGGUCAGCUCUGUCCACAUAGAAUCCUCCGUCCAUUGCCACACACACUGGAAUGUACCCCCUGCCCCUCAGUAACCCCUCGACCCCGUCUUUCCUAUAAUCACCACAAACUCCUAGUGCAAAUUGGAUGCUGCUUUAAAUGUGAAAACAAUUGUUCAAAAGCUAUAAAACCUGAAUGAAAGCUAAAGCUGAAUUUAUAAGCCUUGUUGCAUAUGAGCCAAAAGUGCAAAAAGCUCUAUAUAAUGAACUAACCUGCCACUCGUAUAAAUAUAAAUAUAUAUAAAUAUAUUAAAAUCAGACUGUUCUACAAAAUUGUGUAUUUGUAUUUUUGUGUACGUACAAUUUUCUGCUAAGCAGAAGGAGGAUGUAGUAUAGGAUGCUGUGAGAAGAGAUUUGGUUUAAUCCUAUUUCUUUGUUACUUAUUUUUGUUAACAUCAGAUGCCUGUCUCCGUCUUAUAUGUGUAUGACACUGUUUGGAAAGCUGCAGUAUCUCUCUUCCUUAGAUCCAGAGUCCAUUAAAGAAUGAAAUCUGGGGUGUGGAGAGUUGGCCACUCAACACGGAUAGUGUGAGGGGAGCCUGCGGUAGGGAAACGGCGUCCCCGCUUCAGGCCGGUCAUUGUAUUUUGACUUCCUUCUGGGAAGCAAAAUCCUACUCGUAGAAAUCAGCUUCUAAAACAAAAGCUUUUCCAAUCUCUCCAGAACAGACUCCCCCUGGGCCCACCAGGAAGGGACACAGGCGCCCUCUGUACUUAGGAACAGGAGGACCUCCUGUUUCUGGGCCAGAUGUGUGUCCGGACGGCAGCAGGCGCUCCGCCUGGCCGAGGUGCCAGCUCACUGUCUGUCCCUGGGCUCGUCUCCCUUCUCAGAGUAGUCGCUGCCUUUCUUCAGAUCAGGUUACCAAAUCCUCCCUCUGCUGCGCUGCUGACGCUGCACCACCCAGACCUCCAGCCCCAGGUUCCUGGAGCAUCUCAGAACCCACUUUGCCGGUGCUAAAUCACGAGAGGGGGUUAAAGUGGCUGCCACUAGUGGCCAGAAACCAACCCGCCAGAGGCCAGGCCGAAAGACGCGCUCCAGGUGCCCAGGGGCUGGCGGGCGUCCCACUGCCACCCGCCACCCCUCAGCCCCACAACGUCCCUCUUGCCGGGAAGCUUCCCUAGGGAGAGGGAUACUGCACCUUCCCCGUAGGACUCAUAUUUAUAACAGUGUGUAACGACUGUAGCAAAAAGCCCUUGUUUCUAGAUGUAAAUGGUCAAAGAAACAAGUGCUCUAUCGUAUUGAUUAACUAGUCUGAUGAGUCCUGUAUCAUUGUCUCUCCUAUUCUGGAUUAGUGCCUUUUGGACAGUAGACUGUUCUGUAAUUAAAAUGUAGUAUACUGCUUUUUUGUACAGUUUUGUUUUAAUAAAACUUUUUUUUAAUUUGUGUUUAUUUUAGUAUUGUACCUAUUAGAGAAUAAAAUGUAUAACUGAA
Microcebus murinus (gray mouse lemur) is the source of this 11494-nucleotide messenger RNA. NCBI's taxonomy places the organism in Eukaryota, Metazoa, Chordata, Mammalia, Primates, Cheirogaleidae. The record is from RefSeq and is a predicted model, not a curated record.